AUGAGCGCUACUCAAAUUCCUGAAGUCUUAUGGGCUCAAAGAUCUCACCCAGAGAACCCUGAAAAGAAUGUUAUUUAUUUAACUGUUGUUAUUCCUGAUGCUGUUGAACCUAAAAUCAAUUUGACAUCUGAAAAAGUAGUUAUUGACAGCAAAUCUGGAGCUGCUGCUCAUUAUGCUGUCCAAAUCGAUUUCUUCAAGGAAAUCGAUACAGAAAAGAGCAAUUACUCUCUUACCGGCCGUAAUAUUUUCUUCGUUCUCUACAAGAAAGAGCUCCAAGAAGAAUUCUGGCCUCGCUUGACUAAAGAAAAGCUUCGUCUUCACUGGCUCCGUACUGAUUUUGAACGCUGGGUUGACGAGGAUGAGCAAGAAACUCAACCUGAGGCCUCUGCUGAACCUGCUAACCCCUUUGGCGCCGGCGGCAUGCCUGACUUGAGUGCCUUAGGUGGCAUGGGUGGCAUGGGUGGCAUGGAAGGCAUGGACUUGAGUCAACUCGGUAACAUGGGUGCUAACAUGGGCGGUCAAAAUGACGAGGAAGAAAGCAGCGAGCCCGAAUUGGAAGAAGCCGAUGAAGAAGAAAAGAAGGAGUAA
Molecule: messenger RNA, 588 nt
Organism: Schizosaccharomyces osmophilus
Lineage: Eukaryota; Fungi; Ascomycota; Schizosaccharomycetes; Schizosaccharomycetales; Schizosaccharomycetaceae
Gene: wos2
Product: p23-like protein
Exons: 2
Coding region: 1-588 (195 amino acids)
Biological process (GO): chaperone-mediated protein complex assembly; protein folding
Cellular component (GO): cytosol; nucleus
Molecular function (GO): Hsp90 protein binding; protein-folding chaperone binding
Source: RefSeq, a predicted model, not a curated record